UUGUCACUCCUUGAAAUGCAAUAAUCAGCUGUAUUCAAAUAAUGUCUAAUAUAAAUAUAACCUAGAAUGUGCACUCCUGAAAAAAGAAAAAUAUAGCAAAUUUGUAGUUUUUUUGUUGCAGGUUUUAUAGGUUUGCUGGUACCUUUGAGGCAUAUAUUUGGGAAUUUCUUAAUCGCUGUGAAUAUAGUGUGGAUGUUUGUUCAGUUCCGGAACAACGAAAAAUAUUCAAUUUUAUGGAUGUAUAGAUAUCAAGAAACCUGAAUGGUUUUGUGGGAAUAUCAAUCUAAGAUCCUGUGUAGGCGAGUAAGGGAGAUAGAGCAUGCGCGCGAUCUGCGCAUGGGUGCUUUUUUGGACUUACUCUUCAUUGGUUUGGACACUUGGCACAGUACAAUGGAGGCAGAUACUUUUUCAAGGACUGGUAAACUACAUUAUCCUUCAGACGUUUGUGGGCCGCUGUUUGAAGAAGAACUAGAGUUCUGGGGACUAGACGCCAAUCAAGUAGAACCUUGUUGUUGGAUGACAUACACGCAGCAUCGAGAUACACAAGAAACAUUAGCUGUCUUAGAUAGGUUAGACCUCGAUACCGAAAAACCUAGCGACGAAGAAAUAGCUAGGAAGUUCGGCUUUGAAGAGGAUUAUUUCAAAGGAACGUUGUCGUGGUGGCAGCUCACGAAGCCCAAAGUUUGGUCUCUGUUUGACGAACCAUACUCAUCAACGACAGCAAAGGUGAUAGGUGUGAUGUCUGUGUUCUUCAUAUGUGUGUCCAUCCUCUCGUUCUGCCUCAAAACCCACCCUGACAUGAAAGUGCCUGUGAUAGUAACCAAAAUUGUACGAACGCCGCCGAAUGGAACCGACUACUAUGCUGAUAAGGUGGACACAGAUGCUCACGUCGCCUUUUUCUACAUCGAAUGCAUCUGCAAUGCUUGGUUCACUUUCGAAAUACUCGUCAGAUUCAUCGCCAGUCCGAACAAAUGUGAGUUCAUCCAUUCCUCUGUGAACAUCAUCGACUACAUAGCAACUGCUAGUUUCUAUGCUGACCUGGUACUCCGUAAGUUUGCCUCCCAUCUGGAGAAUGCCGACAUCAUGGAGUUCUUCUCCAUCAUCCGCAUCAUGAGGCUGUUCAAGCUGACCAGACACUCAUCAGGCCUCAAGAUCCUGAUUCAGACUUUCCGGGCAUCCGCGAAGGAGCUCACGCUAUUGGUGUUUUUUCUGGUGCUCGGCAUAGUGAUCUUCGCUAGUUUGGUGUACUAUGCAGAAAGGAUACAGACCAAUCCAGACAAUGACUUCAAAAGCAUUCCGUUGGGGCUGUGGUGGGCACUGGUCACAAUGACCACGGUCGGGUACGGGGACAUGGUGCCGAAGACUUACAUCGGGAUGUUCGUGGGUGCCUUAUGCGCACUGGCAGGUGUGUUGACGAUAGCGCUGCCAGUGCCUGUUAUAGUUUCCAAUUUUGCCAUGUAUUAUAGUCACACACAGGCCCGAGCCAAACUUCCUAAGAAACGUAGACGAGUGCUGCCAGUUGAACCAACUCGGGGUCCCCGGAUACCUGGCGUGACGGUACCGGGUGCUCCUACGGGAUGUCCGACUGCUCCUGGUGAUCCUACCCGAAGGAUGAACGCAGUCAACAAGACCAAUCAUCCCAAGGACAUGCUCGGAGUACCCAUGCCGAAAAUCGAUAAGGAAAGGUGCCAUUCCAAUUUGCACUCAAAUGGCAUGAAAAAUAGUGAACCGGUUGAAUAAUACGAGGGGACUGAUAGGGGUGACGUCAUCCCUAAAUCCAAACGGAGUUGGGCUCGAGUCAAAUCCAGCGUUUUUGAUGGGCAAACCAAAGUUCGAGGGGGCGCCUCCUGCCAAAGCUCCAGCACAGCCUCAGCAGCAUCCAGCAGCGGGGGGGAUCAGCACAGGCGACGUAGCCACGUCAACGAGUGUCACGACGACAACGGCGCCCCCGCCGCCCGCAGAGAAACCUACGCAGGUGACACUGGCACAGGGUUCAGGACAGUGUUAUACGACGACAGUGAACUCGUCUAACUGACAGAUGAGCGUGACGUCCAUUGUGUACAUGUUGUAGUUCCAAUUUGAGAGAGGCUAUUCUUGAAGAGAUGGCGAAGCUUCUGAAGUAUGCCUUGUAUUUAUACUACUUACAGCAUUCCUUGCUUCUAUGCAAGUACCAAAAUGGUAAAUACCGUACGCCUCUACUAACACCUUUGCGCGCCUUUGUGUGCAUUUGCGCGGCUCGCACCAUAUUCAAAGAUACACUUGUGUGUGCUCCUUUCCACUUUGGUACUUGACUAGUAACAAUUUGAUUCUAAGUCACGUUCGACCCUUAGCUUGGUGAGCACCAACCAAGGGUAUUCAAAGCUAGAUUAGUCUCUUGCUGAUAAUAUAUGAAAUUGGUAAGUUCAGUGGUUCCGCGGAAGUGUGUAGCUUUGAUAGUAGAAAUAUCAUCUUAUCAUUUACAUACACAACACCUGGAGUUGUCAAUUUUGAUCAUUAUCAGCAAAAAGAUAUUUUAGUUUUGAAUAUUCCUGCAUGGUGCUUAUCACCUUUACUGUAUUUUUAAAGUCUAACAUGGAGAAGAACCAAUGAAGUUGCUACGCUGAAUCGCUGAAUGAAGUUGUUUUAUUAAAAACCUUUUACUUCUCGAGAAUCGAUACUGCCUGAAGCUAUGGACAGAGUAGAAUGUAGUAACAAUAGGUAUUCUUAAAUGAUUCUCUAAAAUCAAAAGUGGUUUUACAUACUUAUUGUGAACGCAUAAUGAUAUUAAAUCAGAAUAGGCUAUCCCGUGGUUAGCUAGAUAGCCAUUUUGGAGAACCUAUCGGUUCAUCAGGUCACAGACUCAUACGGUCUACGACGCGAUCAGUUUUCUGACUUGCAAUUUGGUUUUCGGCCUGCUCAUACUACGGAGCUACACGCGGUUAGGCUGGACGAACGAGUAACCAGAGGAUUGACCCUUAUUCAAAGUCCUGGAAUCUUGCUUUUGGAAUUCCCAACAUUAAGCAUCAGGCGUAGUGAGCAAGCAGAAUCGCACAGCAACUAUGUGUUGCGUGAGUCAGUCAGUCAAGCCAGUUCGCAAGCAUAAAAGGCUGUAAUCAAAAUUAAUUUGCGAGUUUAGAACAACAAAAAAUCUAAUAUCUUUAGACCACAUCGAAAUCUGUUAAGUGAUUCUAACAAUGCGCUAACUCCUUCCUGUUUGCUCUCUUCCUCCGCUCAUUUCCUUCCCUUUUUCACUCAAAAUUGUUUGAUUUCUGAGUGACCAGACCUGACAGACUUACAAACUGACAAUACGACACAAGAGCUAUGGUCCCAAAGACCGCUCUGACAACCAACUGCGAUCAGUUCUUCCAACGAAAAUCAACAUAAGUAUAUUGUAUAAUAAUAAAGCUUUUGUUAUUUGUCACCACUGAAGUUACAUUUGACAAUGAACAGCUUUUAGAGCGCACCUAUGACAUAUGAUGCCUGGCUUUUAUAAACUUUUCUAUAGAGCCAUCCAUACCAAAUUGGAAUAUUUCGAGCAGGAGUACUCAUUUCUUUUGGAAGGAAAGCUACAAGGUUUUUGAGAACGGUAAUAUCGAUAUAUUCCUGUUCAAGAACAGGUGCCAUAGUCAGGGAAAGUUAGUGGGCAAUGGGCGAUAGUCAGGAAAACUUGAAACAGAUGGCGUUAGUUAGGUUGGGGAACAUAUCCGUCAUAUCUAUUUAACACACAACAAACAUAUCAAUCAGUUGUUUACGUCAAUAUACGUCAAAACGUAUAAAAUAUGUUACCUUUGAAAGCUUUGACUACCAACUACACAAACGGGAUCAAAAUCUGGCAUCGUCACCAACAGGACUAUUUUUAUUGGUGCCAGAAAAAUCAGUUGACAUCCUUAGAUCCAUCACAGCUACAAUACUAAUUGAUCAAAAGUCGCGCUUGUUUUACACAUAUUUACGGAUAUGCUCACCUCUCUUCAGUUUGCUCGGUUUAUUGCACGUUCUCUUUACCAGCUCCGUUUAAGUGAGGUGAAACUUUCAGACCAACCGCGCAGCUGAGUGAGAUUUGUCAUCGCUUGCAGCUUUUAGGUGGAGUUCAGUUAAUUAUGUGCAAGAUCCUCCAUAUUCAAACUGUGAGAUUUUUGACUUGGGUACAAUUAUUAUAUCAUUGCAGCAAUCGAUACCAGCAGACUACAAGAGCUUUGUCCCAACCUUUAGUGCUAGUAUCGUACCAGAACCGUUUGAUUAUCGUGAAGUACGCUGUUACACGCUUGCGCGUCCUGUCGUGGUUCUGGAAUCGUUUCUGUACUGUAAAAAGUGUUGGAACGGAUUCGGAAUCGUUUUGUGCCUCGAAAUUGACAGAAUCACCAAUGUUGCCUGAUAUACCAAUUUUUCGGCAUAGCUAUGAGGAGCUUUGGAUUUUCUAUUUAAUUCGCUUAUUUAGCGACAAUGUUGUUUACGCUUGACCCUCUUGAAUUAUGACAUUGCUUAAAUAAAGUUAAAUCGUAACAUUAACUUGAUAGACGAUAAUUUGGAAUUAAAAUAAAA
Acanthoscelides obtectus is the source of this 4518-nucleotide messenger RNA. The record is from the annotation of a GenBank genome assembly. NCBI's taxonomy places the organism in Eukaryota, Metazoa, Arthropoda, Insecta, Coleoptera, Chrysomelidae.